This is a messenger RNA of Balaenoptera acutorostrata (minke whale), 1321 nucleotides long. RefSeq names its product autophagy related 101 (gene ATG101). Gene Ontology annotation, cellular component: phagophore assembly site. The record is from RefSeq and is a predicted model, not a curated record. Bases 358 to 1014 code for a protein of 218 amino acids. The transcript is spliced from 4 exons. NCBI's taxonomy places the organism in Eukaryota, Metazoa, Chordata, Mammalia, Artiodactyla, Balaenopteridae. Gene Ontology annotation, biological process: autophagy; autophagosome assembly.
CCGUUCUAGCCGAGUGCCCCCUUCUCCUGUGCGAGCGCGGGCGCGCCUCGAACUCCCGGGACCGGCCAGGCUGGGCGCGGGGCGCCGCUCCCGAGACCUGGAGGAGUCCGCUCCUCCCGCGUAGCCCUGGACCGUGGAGCCCAUUUCUUGCGGCUCAUCGGGCGCGCGGAGUUUGCGGCGUACCUGCGGAGAUCGCACCUGCGGAGGGCGUACCUGCGCCUGAGGAGGAGGAAGGGCAAGAUCCAGCCUGAAGGACCCGCGCUCCAGCCUCUCCGCAUAAGGGCGGUCCCCGGGUGGGGCGAAGCUCCCCCGUCUUUACUCUCGUCCCCGAUCCCGGCGUGGGCCACCGGCUGCAAGAUGAACUGUCGCUCGGAGGUGCUGGAGGUGUCGGUGGAGGGGCGGCAGGUGGAGGAGGCCAUGCUGGCGGUGCUGCACACGGUGCUCCUGCACCGCAGCACCGGCAAGUUCCACUACAAGAAGGAGGGCACCUACUCCAUCGGCACCGUGGGCACCCAGGACGUUGACUGCGACUUCAUCGACUUCACCUAUGUGCGCGUCUCCUCUGAGGAGCUGGACCGCGCCCUGCGCAAGGUCGUCGGGGAGUUCAGGGAUGCUCUGCGAAACUCCGGGGGCGAUGGGCUGGGGCAGAUGUCCUUGGAGUUCUAUCAGAAGAAGAAGUCUCGCUGGCCUUUCUCAGACGAGUGCAUCCCCUGGGAAGUGUGGACGGUCAAGGUGCACGUGGUGGCCCUGGCCACGGAGCAGGAGCGGCAGAUCUGCCGGGAGAAGGUGGGUGAGAAGCUCUGCGAGAAGAUCAUCAACAUUGUGGAGGUGAUGAACCGGCACGAGUACCUGCCCAAGAUGCCCACGCAGUCGGAGGUGGACAACGUGUUUGACACAGGCUUGCGGGACGUGCAGCCCUAUCUCUACAAGAUCUCCUUCCAAAUCACCGAUGCCCUGGGCUCCUCUGUCACCACCACCAUGCGCAGGCUCAUCAAAGACACCCUGGCCCUCUAGGCCUCGCUGGGCCUUGGGUGCUCCUUGAUGGCUUGCGGACCUUGGCUUCUGGGGAUCGUACUGGUAGGCCCUGUUAGCCCUUGGGGCUCUGGAACCCGCUCCGGGUCCUUGAUGAGACUUGGAAGGGCCACCCCUGGCUUCCUGUUGUGUGGUUGCCAGUCUCUGGUCAUCCUUGUCACCUUCACUGAUGGUCAAGUCCGGCCUACACUGUCUCUCCGCACCCCUGGUGGGGGUCCCCUUUCCUACACUGUACAGAAGAGCCGUCACUAGGAUGGUGAAUAAAGUCGAGAAUGUGAGUUUGGGUUGA